Hyalella azteca is the source of this 1924-nucleotide messenger RNA. RefSeq lists its product as uncharacterized. The coding region runs from base 357 to 1874 and encodes 505 amino acids. Lineage: Eukaryota; Metazoa; Arthropoda; Malacostraca; Amphipoda; Hyalellidae. The record is from RefSeq and is a predicted model, not a curated record. The transcript is spliced from 12 exons.
AGGACUAGGAUUUAUGUUUUUGUAAAGCUACUAAAGCAUAAACUUAACUUACUCACUGUCUCACAUUUCUAGAUCAAUUAACUUGGUCAGAACUCAGAAGAACUUCCAGCCUACAGCCUUACAGGCUGUGCUGCCCAUGCUAGACCUUCAGUUGUUCAGUAGAAUCUGCAAUCUCAUCAUCUCAUCAUUCUCAUUUGCACAAACCUUGAGCACUAUCACGUCAACGAGCUAGCUUGGACGAGUCUCCAGAGCUCCAUCAACAUCAAACAAAGAAAAAGAAAGAAAAAUUUUGACUGUUUUGCCUUGUGUUGGCAAAGUAUUUGCACCCAGCUAGCAUUGCUAAAAUCAAAUGCAUUAUGGUCUUGUUGGAGAUGAGAAGAAGACUUGUGGACUUUCAGUCUCAAAGAGGCAUCUUGCUACUUCUUGGCACAGCUUUUAUUCUUGGCAGCAUUGGAGCUGUCUCUGGCUCCAUUGGGUUUGCAUCACACUUGAACUCAUCAAACUUAUAUCCCUUGAAAGAUGUGCCUCAUGAAAUUACGUUCAAUAUUGCAUCUGCAAUAAUAACUUUGAUGCUCUUCAUUGGAGUCUAUUUGUCACCAUCUCUAUGUGAAGAAUCUACAAUGGUUGUCCACACUAGUCUGGUACUCUUCAUGCUGCACCUCAAUGGCUACCUCUACAGCCUUGGCCCUUCAGUUGCUGGCUUUGUGUGGGUCAUCCCUGCCGCCCUCAGCAUCAUAAUAAACAUGGGCCUCAUGGCAGUCUUUGCCAUCAUGGCUAUUCUGAACUGCAACAUUUUGCAUGGCAAUGACAGCAGUUGGCCCAAGAGUCAAUUCUUACGUUUCUUUACCUGUGACAGCCUCUUGCUGCUCUCCAGAUUGGUGCCCAGCUCAAUCUGCCUGGGCAUGUGGUUUGUGCCCUUCCCUGCUGCAGUGCAGUGCCUUGCUGACAUCAGCGUCCUCCUCAACUUCUGUGCACUCAUUGAGAACCUCAUGAGUGUCUUCUGGGGUGUGGUGCACCGCAAGAUGUUUGGCGUGGAGAACAUCGUGGUGGCAGCGCUGCUGUUCCUGACGUUCGUGGCCAUCAGAAUCGUGCCGUCGGACAACGUGAGCUGGCAGUACGCGGCGCACGGCUGGACGGUGUGGUUGUUUGUGGCCACCGCUCUGCCGCUGCUGCAUGGCAUCCUCAGCUUGCGGUUGCCGCAUCUCGUCAACGCUCCGCCCAACUUGUUCAAGCAGUUCUGGCUCGACCACGACCACCACGCCACCGUCGAGACGUCCGUCGCUACGACCACCUCGUCAGGAGAGCAGGCCAACGGCUCCUCCAUCUACAACAGACUCUUCAGGAGCGGCAGCUUCUCCUCCUUGGUGCCCGAGCACACGACGGCGGCCAGCGGUGGUGUGACCGCCGCUGUUGCUGGCCAUCGGUGGACGUUGCGGCAGUUGGCCACCAGGUGUCCUCCCUUCCUGCGGCAUACCAUCUACUCGGUGCUGGGGCUGGUGGUGGUGCUAGUGAACUACCCUGGCCUGGUGAUGAACCAUUACUCCUACCGGAAAUGGGGCCCCAUCAUCGUGCUGUGCGUGGGCGCCUGCGUGGUGUUGCGCUCGGGUCCCGCGCUCGUAACCAUGCUGUGCACCCGCAGGCCUGUGCCUGACCCCUCACCUGUGCAGGUCGCCGGAUAUGUGAUCAUCGAGUCUCUCCUGGGCGUCAUCGGGGCGCUUGGCACCUUCAUUGACGACGUUCCCAGGGACAGCGAAGACUUCGCCUACAUCUUCACAGGGAUACUCUUGCUCCUGCUGGCCGUACUCCAGUUCCUGCACGUGAACGGCUUAGUGCGUGGCAUGAAGAUCGAGGCGGCAGCCGCGACAAGCGUUUGAUCGGCAGGGAGGUGCGGCAGAAGAGUGCUGCUGCUGCAACCUUCACGUGC